Saccostrea echinata is the source of this 1979-nucleotide messenger RNA. RefSeq names its product thioredoxin domain-containing protein 5-like. Lineage: Eukaryota; Metazoa; Mollusca; Bivalvia; Ostreida; Ostreidae. The record is from RefSeq and is a predicted model, not a curated record. Gene Ontology annotation, cellular component: endoplasmic reticulum. Bases 29 to 1213 code for a protein of 394 amino acids. Gene Ontology annotation, molecular function: protein disulfide isomerase activity. The transcript has 9 exons. Gene Ontology annotation, biological process: protein folding.
CGAUUCAUUCCGGCAAACAACUGUCAACAUGCAAAACGUGUACAUCUUUGUUUUUACAAUACUUUUUUCUCUAGUUUUAUCUGAUUCGGAUCAUGGGGAUGCAGUUAUCAGUUACACGUCAGAGAACUUUGAUGAUGCUUUAGACAAAGCUAAACACUUUGUUAUGUUUUAUGCUCCAUGGUGUGGACACUGUAAGAGAUUGUCCCCAACAUGGAAUGAGUUAGCUAAGUUAUACAAUCCCAUGAUAGAUCAACCACUUAUCAUUGCAAAGGUGGAUUGUACAGGAGAGACUGCUUUAUGUGCCAAACACGAAAUAACAGGAUAUCCCACACUGAAGUUCUUCCCAGAUAGAUAUUCUGAAGUUGUACGCUACAAGUCAGCCAGAGAUCUGCAAUCCCUUCAGGCUUUUAUUGAAGAACAGCUGUCAAAUGCUCCAGAACAGACUGAAGAGAAGAAUCAACCGUCAUCAGGGCUAUUUGAUCUGACCGAUGACUCCUUCCCCAAACACGUAGAGACGGGGAGCCACUUCAUCAAGUUUUAUGCCCCUUGGUGUGGUCAUUGUAAGCGACUGGCCCCCACUUGGGAGGACCUGGCCAUGCAUUAUCUGGGCCAGGAAGAUGUUUCCGUGGCUAAGGUGGACUGUACUGUACAUAGAGCAACAUGUGACUCCUAUGGAGUCCGGAGCUAUCCAACACUGUACUUCUUUAGGAAUGGAGAAAAGGUGGAUGAGUACCAGGGAGGUAGGAGCCUAGAGGAUCUCCUCGAUUACAUGGAGAUCCAGCUGUCUGCAAAGAAUGUGAAUGCCGAUCGGACCGAUGAGAAAAUUCCAGAUGCAAUACCAGAAGAAAAGGAACCUGAGGAAACUCUGGAAGCGGUCUUUGAGUUGGAAGCCGAUAGUUUUACGGGAGGCAUAAGUGAAGGACUUGUUUUUGUGAAGUUUUUUGCACCAUGGUGUGGUCACUGUCAAAGACUUGCCCCAACAUGGAAGGAAUUAUCAAAGGAAAUGGCGAAGUAUCCUAUUGUCACCAUAGCUAAGGUGGACUGCACCGUCAGUACCAACAUCUGUAAAGAGAAUGGAGUCAGGGGAUACCCAACACUGAUUCUCUUCAAGGAUGGACAGAAAGUAACAGAAUACACAGGAAGUCGUGACCUUGGUGACCUUGUGGAGUUCAUGCUUGAGCACAUCCAACAGGAAGUUCAUGAUGAACUGUAACCAUAGCAUUCUGAUCAAAAUAUUGAUUUAUUGUGACUGUGGAUGAAACCUGCUGAAAAUUUUUUUGCUAAUUUUGUCAGAAAUUUUAGUCCCUUUUAUUAUCAGUAAUGUUUUAUGUAUUUCCGUCCAGUCAUUUUCAGGGUGGGCAAAUACUGGUUAAUUUUCUAUAUACAGUCAAAUUUUGUUAUCUUGAACUGUAAGGGACCCAGAUUAGACUUCCAGAUAUCUGAGGAUACGAUAUGACCUCACUUUGAUAUAUCCCAGGUAUACAAGAUAUCAGGGUUUGAGGUAACAAAGUGCAACUGUACAUUUAAGUCUAUCAGUUGGUUUGUGUUCUGAAGAUCAAAGUUAUUCUCACAAAUUAAUCUGUCCAAAUUUCUAAAGACAUCCUUUUUAGUUUAUAUAUUAAAUAUAUCAAAAAAAUAAUUUGCAGGAAAAAAAAAUCAUUUGACAUUUGGAAACUUUUUUGCAGAUUGUAUGCACUUUGUGGAUGUGUAAAUUUUAUUUGGGACAAAUUUUAUUGAUGGCAACAUACAUUUGGUGAUGUUCUGUAAAUCAGGUCCCUGUGCACCAUUAAUGGCAUUGUUUUUUGUAUGAGUUUAGCUGCCCCUGUGAACAUUGUACAAUAGUCAGAUGUUCUUUAUUGAGUGAAAGAUAUUAUUAGCACUGUGUAAUUGGGGAUUGUGGUGAUAGAAAUUUAUGAUCCUUAUGUAUUCUUGUAAGCAUUUUUAGCAUGCAGGGUUUAAAAAUGCACUAAAAGCUUUUU